AUGGAGUUUUCAUUACAAGACGACGAUUUUGGCGGUGGUGAUUAUUCCGCUGCAAAUGCAACCAGAGUUUCAGGUAGUAAAAGAAGCUUUGGUGAUAUUGAAGACGAUGAAGAUGAUAUCUUCGGAUCGAAAAAGGGUCGAACGAAAGCCGAGGAAGCUGCACCUGGUGUUGCAACUGGGAUGAUUUUGUCACUCCGAGAGAGUCUUCAGAAUUGUAAAGAUGAUCUUGCUUCAUGUCAAAAUGAGCUUGAAUCAGCGAAAACAGAGAUUAAUAAGUGGAAAUCAGCUUUUCAGAAUGAGUCCUUCGUACCGGCUGGAAAAUCUCCUGAACCUAGAUUUUUGAUCGACUACAUCCAGAAUCUAAAAUCUUCUGAGAGAUCUUUGAAAGAACAGUUAGAAAUUGCAAAGAGAAAAGAAGCUUCAUGCAUUGUACAGUAUGCGAAACGGGAACAGGAAAUGGCAGAACUGAAGUCAGCGGUUCGCGAUUUGAAAUCUCAACUCAAGCCAGCGUCAAUGCAGGCGAGGAGGCUAUUACUGGAUCCAGCAAUUCAUGAAGAAUUUUCACGCCUGAAGAAUUUAGCUGAGGAAAAAGACAAGAAGAUCAAGGAACUCCAGGAUAAUAUUGCAGCAGUUACUUUUACCCCUCAAAGCAAGAAUGGAAAAAUGCUUAUGGCAAAGUGCAAAACCCUGCAGGAGGAAAACGAGGAGAUUGGACACCAAGCUGCUGAAGGAAAGAUUCAUGAACUAGCGAUAAAGCUUACAAUGCAGAAGUCUCAAAACACGGAACUUAGAAGUCAAUUUGAAGGACUUUUCAAACACAUGGAGGAAUUAACUAAUGAUGUCGAGAGAUCAAACGAAACGUGA
Arabis nemorensis is the source of this 864-nucleotide messenger RNA. NCBI's taxonomy places the organism in Eukaryota, Viridiplantae, Streptophyta, Magnoliopsida, Brassicales, Brassicaceae. The record is from the annotation of a GenBank genome assembly.